AUGCUGCCAUGUACCUGCCGAGCGCUACGUGUACGCUUACGAGCAGGCUUCUCAAAGUCAGCGACGGCUAGAUCUCACGUCGGCAAGGACCCUGUCGAGAUACCUCCGGGCAUCUCCUUCAGCAUUCGUCCUUUGCCCGACAAACCGUCUGCAAAACGAGCGAGGAUGGAUCUGGCCGAGCUGGCCGUCACGGGUCCAAAGGGGAUCGUGAACGUAGAGAUUGCGAGCUGCGUCACCUUGCGAGUCGGCGACACUGUACUGCCCAAUAAGACGCCAAAGACUCUUUCGCCGGCCAACGCUGGCUCGACCGUACAAGUUGAGAUAGCAAAGCCAGCCGUCAAGUACCAGCGAGGAGUCUGGGGUCUCACUCGCAUGCUCAUCUACAAUGCCAUCAGAGGCGUCACUGUUCCCUUCACGAGGGAGAUCGAACUCGUCGGCGUUGGCUAUCGCGUCACACUCGAGCCGAAUCCAAAGUCAGACACGGGCGGUCAGCAGCUGACGUUCAGAUUGGGCUAUCCAAAUCCUUUUGAGGCACCCUUGCCACCAGGCAUGACUGCCGAAGUGCUUUCGCCCACCCGCGUCGUCAUCACAAGUGUCGACAACCAUCUCCUGGGCGAGUAUGCAGCAAAUAUCCGACGGCAAAGACCGCCGGAACCCUACAGAGGCAAGGGCGUCUUUGUGCACAACGGAGAAAAGCGUGAUACGAUCAAGCGCAAAGACAUCAAGAAGAAGUAGUGGUAACACGUAUGUCUAUCGCCAGUCGUUAACGUCGUCUGCG
This is a messenger RNA of Mixia osmundae IAM 14324, 778 nucleotides long. RefSeq lists its product as uncharacterized. Lineage: Eukaryota; Fungi; Basidiomycota; Mixiomycetes; Mixiales; Mixiaceae. Gene Ontology annotation, biological process: translation. The record is from RefSeq and is a predicted model, not a curated record. Bases 1 to 735 code for a protein of 244 amino acids. The transcript is spliced from 3 exons. Gene Ontology annotation, molecular function: structural constituent of ribosome; rRNA binding. Gene Ontology annotation, cellular component: mitochondrial large ribosomal subunit; ribosome.